AUCAGCACGUCGCGUCUGAAGCAAGGGAUAUCAAGGCUCUUUAGAGCUGGUCAUCAUCCCUGUCUGAAAGUUCUGUGAUACUUAACUCCUCACUCGGGUCACUCUUCACUUGGAUCUUUCCCCUUCAGAGACUAUCCAUACUAGUUGGCCUGUCUACCGUCUAUUCAGAAAGAUUUUGAAAUGUGUGGUCUGACAGCAUUUCUCCGACUCGGUGGGGAUAAUACCCCACGGAAUAGCGAAGACAACGCCCAAGCUCUAAGCAAGCAAAUCGACGACAGUCUAGAGCUAGUGAAACACCGUGGUCCUGAUGCACGCGGCCAGUGGCUCAGUGAAGACUUACGAGUGGGCCUCGGUCACGUCCGCCUCUCUAUCAUCGAUCUCAGUCCCGCAGGAAACCAGCCAUUCCACGACUCGAACAAUUCGAUCCACGCCAUCGUCAAUGGCGAACUCUAUGACCACGAGAAAUACCGGGAAGAACUCAGCCAGGAAUACGCGUUCAAAAGCCACAGCGACUGCGAAAUUGUCAUCGCCCUGUACAAGCACUACGGGAUAUCGUUUGUCUCCAAGCUGCGGGGAGAGUUCGCCCUCGUUCUUUGGGACGCGGAGCGCCAGUUGCUCUUCUCGGCGCGUGAUCGCUACGGGGUCAAGUCGUUGUACUAUACCGUUGUCGAUAAUCGGCUGCUAGUCGCGACGGAGAUGAAGUCGUUCUUGCCGUAUGGGUGGAAGCCUGAGUGGGAUGUCAAGUCUCUUGCUGGACUGGCUUGGGCUUAUGGACAUCGGACGUUCUUUAAGGAUGUGUAUAAGGUCGAACCUGGUCAGUAUCUGAUCAGUAAGGGGUUUGGACCGCCUGAAGUAAAGACGUACUGGGAUCUGGAGUACCCUGACAAGAACGUUCUUUACCCAGAGACUGAAGAAGAGGUCACCGAGAAGGUGAGAGAACUCAUGCUGGAAUCAGUGCAGAUCCGCCUUCGUGCCGAUGUGGGCGUGGGAGUCUACUUGAGUGGCGGCUUAGAUUCCUCCGCUAUUGCCGGCAUGGUCGCCAGUCUUAUAGAAAAAGGGGAAAGCCUAGGGAAUGACUCUAGUAGGCGGGUUUCAGAAAUGAGCUGUUUCACUAUCCAGUUCGACAAAGAUAGCGGGUUUGAUGAGUCGGAUAUCGCCAGACGAACUGCCGAGUGGCUGGGCGUGGACUUUCAUUCCGUACAAAUGGACGAAGAGGCCAUUGCUUCCAGGCUCGAAGAUGUCGUUUGGCACAGCGAAACCCCUGUUCCAAAUGUGAACGCCACAGGACGAAUGGCAGUAGCAGAGGCUGCCCACGCCAAGGGUCUCAAGGUUAUUCUGACCGGGGAAGGAUCCGACGAGCAUUUCUCGGGAUAUUCAGACUUCAUGCUGAACUUUCUCCUUGAGAAAGACCCAUCAUGGCCGUCCGCCAUUUUCCCCGAAAGCGAUGUCAUUGACGCAAUGAAGGACCAGGCAGUACAGAGAUUGGCCGCCAUCUCACACAAGUUCGACCCGAGCUUCGCGAACAACACCCCGCCCUCCACUGCGCGUAUGCUUAAUCACACAACAAUAGCGAGCCGCAUGUUUCAUGUCAUGGUUCUCCCCUUUGCAGCGUGGGCUCGUGAUGUCGCACAGACACCCAUGGAUACCUUGUUCACGGAGAGUCUAGGCGGACAGACUCUAGAUAAAAUCAUGAACAAGUGGCAUCCGCUAAACACUGCAUCCUACGUUUGGACGAAAAUCAUCCUGGCGAAUUACAUCCUCCGCUACCUUGGCGACAACAUCGACAUGAUCCAUCAGAUUGAGACGCGGCCUCCUUUCCUUGACCACCACGUGACGGAGUACGCGAACAACAUCCCUCCCAGUUUGAAGAUGAAGUAUGACCCGGUCUCAAAGAGUGUCCGGGAGAAGGAAAUCCUGCGGGAUGCCAUGAAGCCAUUCGUUACUGAGGAGAUCUACAAUCGCACCAAGCAUCCUUUCGUAGGACCGUGCAAGUUCAAGGAGGGCGGUCCGAUACACAAGGUGCUGCAGCGUCUCUUGACGGAGGACAAUGUCAAACAGCUUGGCUUUAUGGACUGGGAGAAAACACAGGAUAGUCUUGUCCGCGCGUUCCGUGAUGGGGAUGCAUUGGAGUUUCAGAAAUCACUUGGAACCGCACAGUUUGUGGUUCUAGGACGCCGAUUCGGGGUCGGGAGAGCUCACCCACCGCAUGGCUCCGGGUGUUUUCUAGGUUAAGCAAUAUCCUGUGGGGUGGCGGUAUACAUGCGAGCAUAAGUUUGACACAAAAUUCACACUAUAACCUAGGCAUGAACACGAGAAAAUCGGUUAUCCCGUCUAGUGUUCAACUGGAUGAAUA
Aspergillus candidus is the source of this 2353-nucleotide messenger RNA. RefSeq names its product asparagine synthetase B family protein. NCBI's taxonomy places the organism in Eukaryota, Fungi, Ascomycota, Eurotiomycetes, Eurotiales, Aspergillaceae. The record is from RefSeq and is a predicted model, not a curated record. The coding region runs from base 181 to 2232 and encodes 683 amino acids. The transcript is spliced from 6 exons. Gene Ontology annotation, molecular function: asparagine synthase (glutamine-hydrolyzing) activity. Gene Ontology annotation, cellular component: cytosol.